This is a messenger RNA of Sorex fumeus (smoky shrew), 5015 nucleotides long. RefSeq names its product phosphate cytidylyltransferase 1A, choline (gene PCYT1A). The coding region runs from base 156 to 1259 and encodes 367 amino acids. Gene Ontology annotation, cellular component: endoplasmic reticulum. Gene Ontology annotation, biological process: CDP-choline pathway. The transcript has 9 exons. The record is from RefSeq and is a predicted model, not a curated record. Gene Ontology annotation, molecular function: phosphatidylcholine binding; choline-phosphate cytidylyltransferase activity. NCBI's taxonomy places the organism in Eukaryota, Metazoa, Chordata, Mammalia, Eulipotyphla, Soricidae.
GCGGGACUUCCGGCCCGCGGUUCCGUCAGCUGCCUGUCCCGGGCGUCUCCCGCAAGUUCCUCAACUUCCCUCGCCCGUGACGCGGCGCCGGGCAGAAAUCCGCGGCGCGGGUCCCGAGCCAGGUAAUUCCACUGUCUACCAUUAGUUAAAAGAAGAUGGAUGCCCAGACUUCAGCCAAAGUCAAUACGAGAAAGAGGAGGAAAGAGACACCUGGACCCAAUGGGGCAACAGACAAAGAUGGAAUUUCUUCUAAAAUGCCACGCUGUGCAAUUGGCUUACGACAACCAGCUCCUUUUUCUGACGAAAUUGAAGUAGACUUUAAUAAGCCCUAUGUCAGGGUAACUAUGGAAGAAGCCAGCAAAGGAACUCCUUGUGAACGGCCUGUGAGAGUUUAUGCAGAUGGCAUAUUUGACUUAUUUCAUUCUGGUCAUGCGCGGGCUCUGAUGCAAGCAAAGAACCUUUUCCCUAAUACAUACCUCAUUGUAGGAGUUUGCAGUGAUGAGCUAACGCACAACUUCAAAGGCUUCACAGUGAUGAAUGAAAAUGAGCGCUAUGAUGCAGUGCAGCACUGCCGCUAUGUGGAUGAGGUGGUGAGGAAUGCUCCCUGGACCCUGACACCAGAGUUCCUGGCAGAACACCGGAUUGAUUUUGUAGCCCAUGACGACAUCCCAUAUUCUUCUGCCGGCAGUGAUGAUGUGUAUAAGCACAUCAAAGAAGCAGGUAUGUUUGCUCCAACCCAGAGGACAGAAGGCAUCUCCACAUCAGACAUCAUCACUCGAAUCGUCCGGGAUUACGAUGUGUACGCCAGAAGGAACCUACAGAGAGGCUACACUGCCAAGGAGCUUAAUGUUAGCUUUAUCAAUGAGAAGAAAUACCACUUACAGGAGCGGGUUGAUAAAGUUAAGAAGAAAGUGAAAGAUGUAGAGGAAAAGUCAAAAGAAUUUGUUCAGAAGGUAGAAGAGAAAAGCAUUGACCUCAUUCAGAAAUGGGAGGAGAAAUCCCGAGAAUUCAUUGGAAGUUUCCUGGAAAUGUUUGGUCCUGAAGGAGCACUGAAACAUAUGCUGAAAGAGGGGAAAGGCCGGAUGCUGCAGGCCAUCAGUCCAAAGCAGAGUCCCAGCAGCAGCCCCACUCGGGAACGCUCCCCAUCCCCUUCCUUCCGAUGGCCAUUCUCUGGCAAGACUUCCCCGCCUUCCUCCCCAGCAAAUCUUUCCAGGCGCAAGGCUGCCACCUGUGAUAUCAGUGAGGAUGAAGAAGACUAAUUUUUUCAUCCCUUCUUUCAUUUCCCCUCCUUCUGUUCUCGUCACCUUCAGAAGCUCUCUAUUGAAUUCCAAAUUGUGAUCCCAACACUAAACCUAAAAGGACAGCUACAAAGAAAAGACAAUGGGGGCAAAAGGAAUGGGAAGACCAGACAUCCCAUCCUCCAAGAGACAUCAUCCUCUCACACCAAGAUGGAGGCUGACUGACUACACCUUAGAAGCCUGUUCUGCAUCCAUAUACCUUCCCCAAGGACUUUGCUUUACUGUUUAUGUUCAUGUGAUCUUGACAGGGAAAUUGUCAUUUUUAUUAAUUUUUUUAAAAAUUAGUCUUUCAAAUGUAGUAAGUAGAACUAAUUUUUUGCCCUUGAGGAGUGGGCAGAAGGAAGUGAUAUAAUACCCGGAGGCCUCUUAAUCCUCGUACUUUUUAGUAUUUGCUUCGGUGUGGAGGCCAGUCUUUCAAGCAAUGAGCCAAUGGGUUAUGCUGAUGGAUUAUUUGGGAGGGAAUAUAUCAAAUUUUUGUUUUCCUUUAAAAAAAAAACCUAACUGCUGAGUCACAAAUCCCCUAAACAUACUUGCUGGACAUGUGUCAAUAUGACUGUAGAAAGGUGAUCUGAGCCUAUUUUUUUACUCCCUGAGGAGUUUCUUGUUAGACCCAAUGGGGUCCAUGAAGAUGCCCAUGGGGAUAGAACUAGAUCACAUGGCAUCAUCUGCUCUUUUUCAGCUAUAUUCGUCUUCUCAGAAAACUUUGUUGCCCGAUUAUUUGGGGAGCUUGUCAGUCUUUUUCUUCAAUCUGCCUUUAAAGGAAUGAAUAUUUUCAGGGUUACUGAUUGAAGAGGGGAGUGGGACAGCACUCAAUACCAUUACUAAAUCAGGUUAGAUUAGUGAUCCCUGGAUUUAGUCUCUGGCCCUGCUAAUCUUAUUUUGGGGGUCUCGCCUUGCUUUUUACAAGGAUAAAUGUCUAGACGUUGAACAUAAUCUGUUCAUCCUUGUUGCUCAGAGCCUUACUGAAAAUGAGCUCUUCACAAAACACAGAUGGAAAAACAUAAGGAAAAAUUCCUUUUCCGAAGCCUUAUCUCGACUUCUACUCCUGAGAGUGUUCUUGGCUGAAACCACUGUACCAUGGGCUUCUUAUCCUCUGAAAGUUGCUGUAGACAGAAACUGCCCUCUUCCUGCCCCUCCAGCGGGCCAUAGAGCAUGGUUUUCACAUACAAGGAUGAUAGGUUCUCUCCCUCUCCAUAUGUGCCUGGUGGUGCUGGUCCCACCUCCCCUGUCAGGUUGCCCAGCAAACUUACCACUUAAAUUUCACGUUAGAGAGUAUUGACUCUUCACACUUGCUGUUGAGCAUGAGCUUACUUCAAACCUCCAGCAUCCUACAGCUAUACAGCCUCGCAGAUCAUAGUCCAUCCAUUAUUCUGGAGUUGGACUCAGGAGGACAUUGCUUAUAUCCAAGCUUCUCCCAGUCAUUCAUAAAUACCCCUUGUGGGGGUGGAGUCUCAGUGUUUUCAGCUAAGAAAACCACACUUUAAUUUUCCAUGUCCCUUCGUUAAAGCUGUGAGCAUGAAAUUUCAUGGUACCCUCCCUACACACUGGUGAAAUCAGCUUUUACCUGAAGUCAGAGGCUUGAUCAUGCUGCCUGUAUUCCAAGACUACCCAGGUUCUUGAAAGAUCAGAUCCCACUGAUAAUCACAGCAGAGACACACAGAGGAGAACUACCUUUGGUCCUGAUGACCUAGGAAAAUGACCAUUCUAAAACUUUUCUCAUGAAGUGUGGUUUUUGCUAUCAACUCUGGUUUACAUUAAAUUUGACUUGGAAUGGAAAUAGCUGAAAUUAAAAUUUCCCAACGUUCCCCAGAUUCAAAUGAUCACUUGUUUUAACUUUCCUGCUACUGUUUCCCCUGUUGAAAGUUCUGCUUAUCUUAUCUCUGGUAUGGAAAGGCAGUGAAGUCACUGAUGAUGCCCACCUACUUGUUCCCUCAUAGUACAACUCUAAGUAUCUUUGGGAAGGGAGGCAUCUGUAGUCACUCCCUCCAGUGCAUUAUCUGGGUUAAUGUUUGUAUGGUCCUUGGCACUGUCAGUGACUGCCUAUGGCAUAUGAUCUACCUAUGAGCUGAUAAGCUCUGAGAGAUGGCCAGGGCCAAGAUGGGGGCACAUUUUUGGAAAAGUCCAACACCUCUGGUGAGUCCUUCCUGCCUCCAUCUUCUGAUACCAAAAUAUUUUACAUAAUUGUGACCAAAAGCAAGAAUUUUUAUGAUGUGUCAUGUUAGAGCCUUUGGAAUCAAGGUGCUGGGCAAAGAUAGGUGAGUGGAGGAAACUGCUGGAAUGAUGGGCUCAUUGAUCCUUUGUGCCUAACUAAAUGAAAAUAAAGGUUCAUGUACCCUCCAUGUCUAUGAUCUGUAAAUGUCUGAAUGGUACUACUUGAAGUUGUGGUCUUGUUCCUGAAUCCCACACAUUAAGCAGUCAUUCCUCGUAGACCAAAUGUGACUGAGAUGGGAGCAUCUUAAAAUUUGUUUGACCUCUGAGAAUGGAAGGAGAAUGGAAGAAGAUCUGUAGUCUGGAUGAGGAGAUGCCCUGCAGUUACCACAAGAAAAUUAGUUUUUUUUCAUACAUUAGACAAAGAGUUUCAUACAUGUAGGACAGAGUUGCAGUUUUAGAGGAGCGUUUAUAUUGCAGCUGGGGUCAGAAAGUUAAGGAUGUGUGGCCAUUGAAAAUCCUGAAGAAAAUGGAAAAUGGGAAGGAGAUAGAGCAAUUUUGACCUUUUGUGAUUGCUGACUUCUUAAGCAGCAUCUGAAUGACAUUUUCUUAUUUGAUUUGUCAGUUGAUCAGGCCUUCUCUGGAUAUUCUUUCUAGAAAUGACUUCUUACUGUGCUUUUGUUACUCCUCUUGGAGUAAUCUUGAUUUGUGGGCAGUUUUUGUCUUUCUGGAGCUCGUUGCUGUUUUAAUCAUGUUCCAGAUCCCAGGUUUAAAAUUUUAAACCAAUUAUAUUUCAGUAAUUUAAUUCCCUAAAAGCCAUAUUUCUAAUUUUUGUUGUCAUACAUUGUUACCAGAAGUUGAACAAAUAUGGCAGGAAAAAAAUGCUUCUUUAACAAUGUUUUUAACUAAUCGUAUUUUUUUUAACUUAUCAAGAUAAGUAUUUUUAAAGGUUAUAUUUUUCAAAAUCAUACAAUGAUUCUUUUUUUUCUCUCAUAGAUUAUCAAGGGAUAAAGGAUGGUCUCGUUUCUACUUUUUGAAAUAACUAGAACAUGUUCUUGGUAUUAUAUAUCUUAAUUUUCUUAAGAUUAUCUGUCUGCCAAAGUUUUAUAUUAGUACUCAGAUUGGGGUAGAAGAUAAAAAUGCCAUUGUACCAUGAGGAUAACUCCGGUUAUGUUCCUUUACCUCUAAAGAGGGCUUCCUGUCAUUCUUUGGGAGGCACAGCCUGACUUGGUUGGUUUGUAUUGGGGAAUCCUAUGAAGGAAGUGAAUCUUGCAAAGAAAUUCUGGGCCUUGGCAUGGAUGUAGCCCCAUCACAGUGCUGCAAGCCCUGGAGACAGUUUCAAUCGGUAUUCAGUGUAUCAAUUUCCUGAGUAUUAUUAGUUUUUUCAGUUAUUUUGGCUUUUUCAUCUAGCCAAAUAAAGGCAAAGUGAUUUUACCUAAUGCUCUAUUUCUUGUGAUUUUGAUCUGAACUACAUAUGUAUGAUACUUUUCAUGUGUUUGGACUUUUACCUGUAUUCUCAAUUCCUUUAUUUUUCCUUCCUGAUUUGUCUUGUUGAAAUCAAGCUCUACA